Umbelopsis ramanniana AG is the source of this 784-nucleotide messenger RNA. RefSeq lists its product as uncharacterized. Gene Ontology annotation, molecular function: RNA binding; structural constituent of ribosome. Gene Ontology annotation, cellular component: cytosolic small ribosomal subunit. Bases 238 to 669 code for a protein of 143 amino acids. The transcript has 5 exons. Lineage: Eukaryota; Fungi; Mucoromycota; Umbelopsidomycetes; Umbelopsidales; Umbelopsidaceae. The record is from RefSeq and is a predicted model, not a curated record.
CUUAUUGAAUGAAUUGGUUGUUAAAUUGGCAACGUCAAAAAACAAAAAUUUCUGGACCUGUAAAUUUGUUUUUUGACUUUUUUGCCUCCACUCCUUUCUCAAUCAAUAGCGGCUGAGACAACGUCACACUUUCUUUAAGCGGAGACUUGGAACUUGAGAAUGCUCAUUCAAAUCGGCAACCACUUGAACAAUCGAGCCCAGGGCCCAUCCGAAACCCUCCUCUAACCGACAGACGUCAUGCUUAUCUCCAAGGAAAACAGGAAGCUCAUUUACGAAGCUCUUUUCAAGGACGGUGUCUUGGUCGCCCCCAAGGACUACAACCUCCCCAAGCACGCUGAAAUUGAUGUCCCUAACCUUCAGGUCGUCAAGGCUAUGCAAUCCUUGACCUCCCGUGGUUAUGUCAAGACUCAGUUCUCUUGGCAAUACUACUACUAUUCCCUCACCAACGAGGGAAUCGACUACCUUCGCGAGUUCCUCCAUCUUCCCACCGAGAUUGUCCCUGCCACUCUCAAGAAGGCUGCUCGUCCCGCUGCUCCUCGUCGCGCCGCUGAAGGCCCCCGUGGUCCCCGUGGUGACCGUGAUGACUACCGCCGCAAGGAAGGUGCCUCCGGUGAGUUCAAGCCAGAGUUCCGUGGUGGUCUCGGCCGCGGUCGUCGUGAGCAGCAAUAAGCUGUUGUAUACAAUGUCAUUGCAAUAUCAUAUAGUAAGCAUGCAUAAAAUCAAAUUAAAAAUUCAAAAAUUCGUAAUCUAGACGUGGUGUUUGUUUGCGAAAAGUCCAGUAUAA